CCGCGGGCGCGGCGGGGGCUGGGCGGGCCAGAAGCGUCCGCCGCUCCAGGCACUCGGCCCGGCCGCGGGCACCCCUAUGGCUAGCCCCACGCCGUCUGGCUUCCCAGCGCGCACCAACAGCCGCCUGGAUGCGUUCCUGCGGAGGCGUCUGCCGCCUGAGGUCUACGACGCCAUCCGCGCCUACGAGCCGUGCAUCGUGGCCUCCGAUUCAGAGAAACACACCUUAAAGUACGUGGUGCUCAGCGACCGGCUCAUCUACCUGACCGAGAACCCGCCCAAGUCUAUCCGGCGAGUAGUGGCGCUGAGGGACGUCGUGGCCAUCGACCUGAUUGAUGAUUACCCAGAAUUUUUGACUCCACCAAAUAGAGAAACCAAUCAACACAUUCGUAUCAUCUAUUAUUCGACUCUUUUGAAAAAUGAGUGUGAAAAAUCAAAAGGUGUCAGGAAAUUCUUAUUUCCAUUUCAUCAUACCAAUGCUAACAACAAAAAAGUUAAAGAAGAGAAUAAUGACCCUGUCUUUUGGAAAGGAAAAAAGCUUGAAAGUCUGAAUGAAUCCCUUUUCAGGUACCAUCAAGAGAGCAGCACACCAUCGAAGGACUUCACACUCUGCCCUCCUUCAGACCUCAAGAAGCUGUCCCUUCAUGGCCAAAGUGCCUGUGGACCCUUACCUACCCCCUCCAGGAGGAGCUGUCAGUCUGCAUCAGCCACUGGCAAGGCUGUCAGUGUGCCAUUUGGCACAACAAACACAAAAGAACCCCAGGGGCUUUCAGAUCACAAAGAGUCUCUAAGUGAAAUCCCUUUCAAGUGCAAUGGGAACGGAAAUGAGUUUUACUUAGGAAAUUCCUCCAUGGCCUCUCCUUUACAGAGCAACCCAAACUUAGAGAAAAAGGAGUCAGAACUUCAUUUGUACAUUAUUUCUACAACCUCUUCAAUGUUUCUGCACCUGAAAAGUUCAUGGAACAAUUAUAUUAUAAAAGCUACUCUUUUGCAAGAUCCCCUAUAUGUUAGUGAGCUCAGUCUUGCUACUGGAAGUCAAAGACCAUACAGAUCUGAGGAGAAAAUUAAGCACUUCGGUCAACUUAAAUCUGAACUUUUUCUUAAAGACAAUACUUUGAGGAAGAUACUUUGUUUAACCACAGAACUUAAAGGAGCAGCCCAGAAAAACUUCAUUUUGAAAAGGCUUUUCUGGAAAACCAGUGACCUUUUCUAUUUCCUCGUGAACAAACUUCAUGAGUACUUGCCAGAGUCUAGGGAUAAGAAUGCACUUCAAAAUAAAAGCCAAAGGGCUGAUGAGCUGCUAGCAUGCAUUGAAAUUAUACAGACUCUGGGACUGAUGUUCAGAGAAACAGAAACUGAGUCAUCACGCCUGAACACAUUGGCAGCUAAGAAGGGAACACUUUUUAAUCUCGUGGUAAUUUUAAUUAGCGAGCCUCAGAUUCCAAAAUCAUGUCCUGUGUUUGACAUCCAAUUGGUGGCUGAUUCAACUUUAGUUGAGAUGUCUUUUGAUGCUGAGUUACAGAAGCUUAUCCUGGAAUAUACAGACACAGCUACAGCACUUUUAUAUGAGAUACUUCUUGUCUUUCAGCAGGGAAAUCUUGGCUCGGGGUCAACAAAUUUUGCUAUUAGCUGGAUGAUGUCCUUUCUACAAAGUCGUCCUCCCACAAUUACUUUUGUGGCCAGUAUUGUGAAAGAAGUGGUGAAGGGGCUUUCAGCUUCAUUUCAGCUGUUCAGUCCUAGCCAAGCAGUUCUGUUGUACCAAAGACUUUACAUCCUCAAGAGCUGUCUGCAGUAUAGCAAGACUUUAGCUGAGUAUAUUAGGAAUGACUACAGAGAAGAAUUCAGGUAUUUUAUUCACAUGCCAGCCUUGGAAAAAAGGCUUCCAUUAUGUUACCCUAUUACCCAACCUACCACUCAACUUUUUCAUGAAGUUCUGAAACUGGUUGAACAGAAACAAUAUCUGAAAUGUUAAUGACUAUAAAAUGUUGAUUGGGAGUCAAUAUUUAUGAGAAACAUUUUUGAUUCAUUAUCUGGCUAUUCCUGUAUCCUAUAAACAAAGAUUUUAUUUGAAGCUUCCAUCAAUAUCUCUCUCAGAGAAGUUUUUAAUCUGCUACAAAAAAAAUGUUUAAAUACACUGACAUACAUAAUGUGGUGCUAAAGACGUGCAUUUUUCUAAGAGAAAAGGUUUCUAAACACCUAAAAACUUUCUAGACAUGAAGGAAACAGAAACCCACAAAGAGCAAAUGUAGAAAGUGCACCCUGAUGAGUUUUGUUGGUAUAAUAAUGGUGAGUGGCAGGAAGCUUCUGAAACAUCCAAAGAUAAACUGUUGUGGGGAGUAUAAGUUACCACGUGAUCACAUUAGAGAAAUGCUGGGCAACUGGAUGACAUCCCCCUUCUUCACCUGUAAGAAAUUCUAGUGACAUAAGUAUUCAUGGACGAGUGAGCAGGAGAAUCCAGCCACAGCUACAGGGAAGGCCAGUUCCUCAUUUAUCACAGGGAAGGAUGCUGGGGCUUUCUUGUCAAACUAAAUGUAUUCCCUCCGUCUCAGGCACCUGGGGGGUAACGUGAGCAGUCUUGUAGACUGACUAUGAAAGAGAAACGGUCUAUGAGCAGUUAUAGCUCUUCCGGUUAUUUUGAAAAAAUGUCUUCACUAUUUCUUAGGGCAGUGCUCUAACUUAACCCAACAAAACCCUUAACUGUGGCCCCACUGUUAAGCUACUGAAUUUGGGCUUCUCAGAAUUUAGGAACUAGGCCCUCCAUUCAACUUGAAGGAGGAUCAAAGAAAAAUCCACAGCCCAAGAAAGCGCUCGCAAGCCAGAUGUGCCUGUGCGAUGCCGUAGAGAGAGAAUUCAACUCACUAAGGACAUCUUGUUUCUGGUUGUGGCUUAGCUACUAGCCAGCUGGUUGACCUGGAAAGUCGGGUCUCCUUUCGGGGCUUCCUCUGCUACAUGGAAGGACAGGAUUAGAUGUUCUCUAGAUUUUCUUCCAGCUCUAACAUUCUCUGCCUGUGAUGAGACACUAAUGUUAAACACUCUGUAACAGGGGGGUGUGUUCCUCUGCUAGUCUUGCCCAGUGGGUUAUUUCACAUUGAUUCCAAAUAAUCCUGCUUUCUUUGGACUAACCAUUUCCGUCUCGGCUGCUACCAGCCUUGCCCAGAAAGUGUCCAGUCUUCUCCACUAAGCCAGGACUACAAGUCUUCUACUCUCCAAUCUGCGGGCAGAAAGGGGAGCAAAAUGGUGUUUAUGAGUGUCCUGGGCUGUUAGAUAAGGGAUUUAUUCCCAAGGGAUGGUUAAUCAGAAGAACAGAAAAAGAUUCUUAAGAGAAAGGUGAGCAACACUUCAAACCGGACAAAUAAUGGACUGUCUACUGUUGAGUAUGGAGCCUGUGGAUGAACCACAGGACCAACUCAGCUCUGGCUCAGCUUCUCGGCAGUGCCCUGGCUGGGCUAGUGGCAGUGAGGCUCUGGAGAGGGCUUGGGGCUUCUUUGCCAUGUGCUUUCCUGUGCAUGUUGCCUCUUCUCUCUCACUCUUCUCUUCACUCUGAGAGCAUACUUUAUCUCACCUCUGGGAGCAAAAGCCCCAUCCAAAUAUACCUGAAUCUUUCCACAUAGGGCUUAGUCAGUAGCUUUUUUGAAAGCUAGUGGUUGAAUAUUUGUUGUCCUGAUUUUCUUAUGACACAUGGCUAUUCAUCUGCAUAGUCUGGGAGAAGAGGGAAAACCCAGAAAUGAAUACUUGGAAGGUUAUCCUGCCGCAGUUCUUUCCUACUAUGUGUUUUUUGCAUUGUUGCCAAAGCCAAGAAAACCAUUAAAUAAUCCAUCUCUAUUAGUGGUCAAACACAUGUGAUUGACUAAAUAUUGAUCUCAACCACCAAAUAAUUAUUUUUCAGGGAAACUAACUGUAGAAAAAUUGUGAAUAGGAAAACCACAGGUGACCUUUUAAGAAUACAAAGAAUCACCAAAAAUGCCAGCGCACACAGCCAGUUUUCAGUUUAGAGAUUCUAAACUCUGAGCACUUUGAUACUAUAAACAUUGCCACUUACCACCUCCACUAAGAGUAAAGUCGUAGUAAUGAGCUCUGUCAUUAACAUAUGUGUUGAGGUUAAAUAGUUGGUUGAAAUUCCAGAUCUGCACUAGUUUUGGACCUUGGGAAAUUACUUAACAUCUCUAAGCUUUAGUCGAAACAAAGCUAUAGCCUGAGUAAUUAAAAAACAAACAAACAAACAAAAAAAAACAAAGCUAUAGCCUACCUCAUAGGGUUGUUAGAAUUAAAUGAAAAAGUGUUGGUAAAGCACGUAGCAUGGUAAUGUGGGAAGCAGUAAGGAUUCAGUACUUAUUAUUAAAAUACUGUCAAAGCUGCCUGAGAACCUCGAGAUUCCUAAGUAUUACCCUUAUUUAUUU
Molecule: messenger RNA, 4394 nt
Organism: Phacochoerus africanus (Common warthog)
Lineage: Eukaryota; Metazoa; Chordata; Mammalia; Artiodactyla; Suidae
Gene: C7H12orf56
Product: chromosome 7 C12orf56 homolog
Exons: 13
Coding region: 77-1969 (630 amino acids)
Source: RefSeq, a predicted model, not a curated record